GAGCAGCCACGUGUGUACGUGUCAGGGUUAGAAAUCGCUGCUCCGCUGGGCACGCCGGAGGAGACGGGAAAAGACGCAGAGAAAAUCAGUUGCCGCCGCGUUUUCCAAAUUCCCGAGCGAGCGUUCCUGCUCGCCGCCGCUUCCAAGAAACGGAGAGAACCGAGGAGGAAAAUUGCGGUGAUUCAUCGCGGGCAGAUCGGAGGCAGGAAAUGAGAGUUUGCUGCCUGCCCCGUGCCCGGCGUGGGCUCCGUGGGCUCGGGCUCGCCGGGGCCUGGCUGGCGGCGAGGGCCUGACACCCACGGGUCGAGCAUCCCUGCGCCGCGGCCGGAGCUGCCGGAGGAGCCACCGGCGAGGCAAACACAACCGGCGGAGGCCGAGAGCCGGAGCAGCGGGAAUUUUUCACCUGCGUUUCUCCGGAGCCAUCCAAGCGAGAGCUGCCCGGACAGUGACCGGGGGCCGGACCCAGGCUCCCCGUGCUUGCUGCAGCCCCGUCACCCUGGAGGGUUCCGGAUAACUCAGAUGUGGCAUCGGAGUUGCUUGACCCCAUCCUGACCCGGCCUUCACCCGCGCUCCCCGCUGCCAUGAAGAGGAAGCCGGGGAAUGGGCGGGGGCCGGACUCCGCGGCCCCCCAGCAGCGAGCCCGCUCUGUCACCAAGCCAGCAGAGUACGUGGGAUCCUUCAUGGUGGAGGAGCUGGACCUGCAGCAGCGAGCGGGGCGGGUGGAGGAGCAGCUGCGGGCGCUGAAGGACUGUCCCCGGAGGAGGUCGGUGGUGCUGAGGUUCAGCUUGCAGGGGCUGAAGGUCUACGGAGCUGAUGGGGAGACGCUGCUGAUGGCACACGCACUGCGCCGCAUCCUCUACAGCACCUGGAGCCUCCCCGACCGCCAGUUCGCCUUCGUGGCCCGCAACCCCCACAGCCCCCCCAGCGCCCUCUUCUGCCACCUCUUCGUGGGGCUCCCGGGAGAGGUCCAGACCCUGCACCUCCUGCUCUGCCGCUCCUUCCAGCUCUGCUACCUCCUGGCGCACCCCGAGGAGCAGGCGCCCGAGGGGGAGUUCCCGGGGCCGGGGGUGCUGCGGGAGCCCCUCAACCCCGAGGAGGUGUCACGAAAUGUCAACGCCCUCGUGUCCUUCCGGCGCCUGCCCGGCCUCGGCCCGCUGGGCACCGGGGACCGGCGGCCGGAGGCGGAGGGCAGAGCCUGGCGCCCGGGGAACCCCUACUGCUCGCCGGUGCUGGUGCGCAAGAAAGCCAUCCGGAGCAAAGUGCUGCGCUCGGGAGCCUACCGGGACUGCGGGGCCGAGGGGCAGCUCCACCAGCAGCCCCGCGACGCCGCGGCGGCGGGAGGGGAAAGCAAAGGGGCGAGGAGCUUGGCCUUCCUGCCCGAGAACGAGAGCGUCCUCGCCGAGAGCGUGUGGUCCUUCGCCGGCAUCGCCAGGGCCGCCGGGGUCUCGCUGCUGCGGCGGGACGUGCCCGGUUCCUUCCUGCUGCGGGCCGAGCCCGGGCUGCCCAAGCGCUGGUGCCUGUGGGUGCGGGCUCCGUGCGGCGUGGUGAGCUACGGUGUGCUGCGGACACAGCACGGCCGCUUCUGCGUGGAGCACUCCAACGCCGAGUUCUCCAGCGUGGCCGCUCUCCUGGCUCACUACUCCGGCCCACCGGGGGGCUGCUUCUGCCGCCUGGGCCCCGGCCGGCGCAACCCCGGCUACGAGGAGCGGGACCCCGGCGGCGGGGCCAGCGCGGGGCCGGGGGAGGCCGCCUGGGCCCCCGCUGCCCCCGCCGGGGUGCAGCACGAGCGGGGAUAGGCCGGGACCCCGCGCGGCCCCCCCGGCACCCCCGGCUUUCACCCGCUGCCUGCCUUACCCCGGCCGGGCUGGCCGCUCCCCCGCAAUAAAGGCU
Messenger RNA from Agelaius phoeniceus (red-winged blackbird), 1890 nucleotides. It is a transcript of the gene SH2D5, whose product is annotated as SH2 domain containing 5. NCBI's taxonomy places the organism in Eukaryota, Metazoa, Chordata, Aves, Passeriformes, Icteridae. The record is from RefSeq and is a predicted model, not a curated record. Gene Ontology annotation, cellular component: postsynaptic density.